AUGACGUGGUGGAGGAUAAAAACUAUCUUUAAUAAAGUUCGUGAUGAAUUUCCAGGAUACAUUAGUCAUUUUAGAGGUAAGCGAAUUGAUAAAUAUGCAGGAAUUGUAGAUGAUCGUGAUUUUUCAGAGAUUAUUUACGAAACCUUAAGUGAACUUUUUCCUUUAAAAACUCAAAUACUUUUAAGGGCAAAGUUAUGGAAGCUCAUUCAAACCGAGUUAAAAAAGGUUAUGCAUGAGUUAAACAUAUCAGACGCUGAUUUUCAUGAGAAUAUAACAUCUAAUACAUCAUUAGUUGAUGUUGUAUUGUCUAAAGAAGACAUAUAUCAGAACAAUAAUCAGACUUGUUCUCAAAGUGUUGAUGCAGAAAUGAGAACUAAUGGCGUAACAUCAAAAAGACUUAUUAAAGAUGUUGAUGAUGACAAUAACAAUGAUAUUGACAUGAAUAAUAAUGCUAUACUUGACAAGAAUAAGAUUACAUUGUUCAACAAGUUAAGGAAAAGGUUUUAUAAUGAAAAACCAAUACAAAAUAAACGGAUUAAAAGUUUGAUAAAAACAACACUGAAAAAUGGAGGUGAAACUGAUGUUGAUUUUUCAUCAAGUCAGAGUGUGAGUGAAUUAAGUUCAUCACCACCUGUCAAAAAGCCAUGUAAUGAAACUCCUAUUGACAAACCAUCCAUAUUUUCAUUGUUGUCAGAAAAAAACACUGAUGAAAUGGUUUUACAACUUGAUGCUGUACUUCAACAAGAAUGGUGUAAAAAAAAAAUAUUGACAUGAAUAUAGUUGCAUCAUGCCUGGAUGCUACAUUUACUCAAAGAAGGACUUGGGUAAACAAAUGUCCAGUUGACAGAAUUGCUAGAAUUACAACAGUUUUUGAGAAAUAUCCAUGUUUCUCUAAUGUGACUGUCAUUGUUGGCGAAGUAGCUCGUUUAUUAAAGUCUGCUGUCACAGUUGACUCAGCGAGAGUCAGCUUAGCUGAAGAAAUUGACAUGCUUUUAUUUUACGGAAUACACAAGUUAGUAGUUCCUCUACCACCGCCACCCAAAGCAAAUAUAGAUACUAAAGUUAAGCACUUAAUGAAGUACUUACUGCAGUUAUUUCCCGUUGAAAAUUCUAA
Molecule: messenger RNA, 1114 nt
Organism: Hydra vulgaris (swiftwater hydra)
Lineage: Eukaryota; Metazoa; Cnidaria; Hydrozoa; Anthoathecata; Hydridae
Source: RefSeq, a predicted model, not a curated record